CCCUUCUCUGUUCUCACAAGUUUGUUUUAAAAUGGCGGAAACAUCCAGGCAGCCGCGGUGACCCGGAACGGAGACGCAGCAUCAACAUGGACCGCUCCGUCCUCCUGUCUAACGCCGCCCACCUGUAGCAUCCAGCCGGCGUCAUGGCCACUACAAGCCGCGCUGGUCUGGGUCGGAGCGGAAGCCACGCCGGUGUCACUGGAGCAGUCCUCCUGCCGAAUGGCUCUGCCUUCAGAAGUUCUGUCUUCUCUGACUUACAUGAAGAUUCUGACCGCUGCUGCCAUGGAAGGAGCACAUCCAACGGUUGCGUCCCUGCUCUCCCUGGUUUUGCUCCACCUUGCUCUUCUACCUCCAUCGACACUGGCAGCAGUCAGAACAUAUAUACAGACAUUAAGCAGGACAGUCACAGCUUGACAUCGCAGGAUUCAGGGAUCCCCACACUUGAGAUAAGCCCUGCAGAGCCCACAACCAGCCACAGCAAUCACCAGACUGCAGACCUUUUGGACAGCUCUGAAGACUCUCCUGCUACAUUACCGUUGGAUGAUGAUCUCUCUAAUGGCACGUGCAAGUUCUCCACCUUCCCACGGAGUGGACAUGAGUCAUUACACUUCUUUAGCUCUGCCCUCAGACAUUCUACACCAGUGGCCGCAGCUUCUGGAGGUCGGAUUUUGCACCGGAACGAUGAUGUCUCAGUGUGUAGUGUCUCCAGCGUGAGCACAGAUCACUCUGUGUCCAAUGAAGACAUCCUGAACUUUACGGUCACAUCAGACUCAAGCGCGAUUGUCACAUUGGAGACUUGUGACAGUGGCACAGCUCACUUCUCAGACAUUACACUUUCAUCUACUCCAGGGUCAUGCAAAGACCCGUGGAGUCCGGGCAGACGACAAUCAGGGUCUGGGGUCAAGCAGAUGCAGGAAGAUGGACGACAAAAGAAACUGGGUUCUUUGGUCAGCUUGUUUAACAGAAACCUGUUUUCGAGGAGGGUCAAAGAGAGUCCGUCACUCGAGCAAAGGGACCCAGGAUGGAAACUUUUUGGAAAGGUCCCACCACGAGAAGGCCCCAUCAAGGAUGCCAAGAGAAUCCAAAAGGAAUAUGAAACAAAAAGUGGCAGAGUUGGACCAGGCAACCCCAUGUCACCCAGGCAGGGUGUGAGGAAAAACCUGGACUUUGAACCACUCUCCACCACUGCGCUGAUCCUGGAGGACAGACCCGCUAAUCUUCCGGCCAAGCCAGCUGAGGAGGCUGAGAAACAUCGGCAGCAGUAUGAAGAGAUGGUGGCCCAGGCCAAGAAGAGAGAGAUGAAGGAGGCGCAGAAGAGGAGGAAGCAGCUGGAGGAUCGCUGCAAACUGGAAGAGAGCAUUGGCUCCGCUGCUCAAACCUGGAACCAGGAGAUCCUGCCUAACUGGAGCACAAUGUGCACCUCUCGGCGAGUUAGAGACCUGUGGUGGCAGGGCAUCCCUCCCAGUGUCCGAGGAAAAGUCUGGAGUCUGGCUGUGGGCAACGAACUCAACAUCACACACGAGCUCUACAACAUCUGUCUCUCCCGAGCUAAAGAGAAGUGGAACAACUCGCCUGAGACACAGCCCGAAGAGGCUGGCUCGUCGAAUCGAGAGUCCAGUUUAGAGCUGAUCAAACUGGACAUCUCCAGAACAUUUCCUCAACUGUGCAUCUUCCAGCAGGGCGGGCCUUACCACGAUGUGCUGCACAGCAUCCUGGGAGCUUACACGUGUUACAGGCCAGAUGUUGGCUACGUGCAGGGCAUGUCGUUCAUUGCUGCAGUGCUGAUCCUGAAUCUGGACACAGCGGACGCCUUCAUAGCUUUUGCCAACCUGCUGAACAAGCCGUGUCAGAUGGCCUUCUUCAGAGUGGACCACAGCCUUAUGUUGACCUACUUUGCAGCAUUUGAAGUGUUUUUUGAAGAAAACCUACCGAAGCUCUUUGCACAUUUCAAGAAAAACAACUUGACCCCUGACAUUUAUUUAAUUGACUGGAUUUUCACGCUGUACAGCAAGUCCCUCCCACUGGACCUGGCGUGCCGCGUGUGGGACGUGUUCUGCCGAGACGGCGAGGAGUUCCUGUUCCGCACUGCGCUGGGCCUUCUCCGCCUCUUCCAGGACGUCCUGACCACCAUGGACUUCAUCCACAUGGCCCAGUUCCUCACCCGCCUGCCUGACGUCAUCGUCGGGGAGCAGCUUUUUCAGCACAUAGCCGCCGUCCACCUGACCAGCCGGAACAGGAAGUGGGCACAGGUUCUACAGGCUCUACAGAAGGAUCCUGAGCGAGGAAGUCCCGUCCUGAAGCGUUGAGCAGGUUAUGGAGCAGCAUCUGGACUGGAAUACUGAACUCUCAGUCGCUGGAGCUGACACGCAGACAGGAGGCACACUUCUGAGCUGCUAAUGGAGGCUGGUCCAGGAGCGACCGCCCAAGAUCACGAGGCCUUACUGAAUCACCAACACUCCUUGGAACUGUAGCAGGCGCAAGAAUGUAUCCCCUCAAGUCCCUUGGCACAGAUGAAGUGUUGAGUCUGAGUUUCAUUGUGCCAAGCGGAGACAGUGAUCAGCUCAUCCUCAAAGACUGUUGUUUUGUUGUCACGAGUCAUUCAAAGAGCCAUCCCACCUCCAGCUGCGUCCACUGUACUAUCCUUUCACCUCUGACCUGAUGUUGGGAGGGCUGCGUCCUGUUGCCCCACAGAAUCAAACCUCUAGGGCUGGGACUCCAGUCUGUAUGCUUUAUGAGAUGAUGGAGGUUUAAAGCCUUUGAAUGAAAACUAUUUAUUAUAAAUGGAUAUCGCAGUGAGGAGAAGUCAUUCUUACGUGCACUAGUUUGAUUCAGGUGAGAGGUUGUGUUUUUUUUCUCAUUUUCGAAUCAUGGCUGUACCUCUUCAGGUUGUUGAAUGACCAUUGCUUUAGUUACAUAUUUACCGAAUUGUAAAUCACCAGCUGUACCAUUGUGACCAAGAUCAGCCACCUGGGGCCGCCAUUUUGUUCGUUUACUCUUAUUUAUAGUCACCGUCAGUGGCACCUUUCCUCUGUAUUCACAAGCACCAUGGGUGGAGUUAAAUAUUUUUCUUUUAAGUAUUUUACCUGGAUGAUUAUGUAAACCAUAUUUAAUGUCUGAAAGUUCCAAUGAGCUCCCUGAAGUGGAGGUUAUUGUGGACGCAGCCUGGGUUCCCUGAGUGAGGUGAUUGAAACUCCCUAACAUGCUUGUGUUUCACGGCUCGGAUGUUACACACGAGGAAUAGUUGGACCUCUUGAGACCAUGUUUGCUGCCUAUGAGUUUUAACACUGUAUCUUCAGUCCGUCAAUCAAAGCCUGUCAGCAAGUCCGUGUGUGUGUGUGUGUGUGUGUGUGUCUUCUAUUUGUUUUCAUUCCUCUGUGUGUGUCUACAUGUCAUGACCGAUGUUUCUGCACCUGUCUAACAAUGACUGGCUGUUAUUUAAGUUUUUAAUCUCGUCUUGUCACUUUACGUGGAAAUAAAGGAUUC
This is a messenger RNA of Synchiropus splendidus (mandarinfish), 3483 nucleotides long. RefSeq names its product TBC1 domain family, member 14 (gene tbc1d14). The record is from RefSeq and is a predicted model, not a curated record. Lineage: Eukaryota; Metazoa; Chordata; Actinopteri; Syngnathiformes; Callionymidae. The transcript has 15 exons. Bases 144 to 2306 code for a protein of 720 amino acids.